AUGGGUGUCGCUCAGUCAAAACGGAAAACUCGGCUAAGCGAGGACGUCACUUUCAGGAAAAAUCAUCGGUCCAUGUUUGCCGAGAAAGCAUCAACGACUUCAUCGUCUUCAUCAAGACGUAGUCAUCAAAACACUUUGCCUCGCUCUUCAGCAAAAUCGGCAAUACAUCAGCACUCAUCCGGUGAUGCAUCACUGAUGGUGCACCCUCGCUCUGCACUAUCCAGCAUAAGUCUUCCCCAGGAACAACAGCAACAGCAACAGAGACAGCAGCAGCAGCAGCAGCAGCAACAUAAUUACUAUCAUCAACAAGGAGGAGGAGAACUAGAGUCACGUCACCAUACUUAUCAGGCGCAGCACCAUCAGCCUCAAAAGGAUAGUGAUCUCGGUAAAAAUUAUGUCGGCCUUGAAUUCAGUAGUCGCUUCUUGCCGGAUGACUGGGAUUCGCAAGACCGAGGGCUUACCCUCCAUUUUGCCCUUAAAAGAAUUUUUGGCGGUAAUGUGCUGCCGCCAGUCCUAUCAUGGUUCAGCAGCAAUGCUCGCGUGGUAGAUAUCGGGUGUGUCAAUGGUGCAUGGUUGAUGGACAUGGCAGUUCAGUUUCCAAAAUGCCAAUUUUUUGGGAUAGAAACCGCAUUAUCACCUACCACAGUGAUUCCACAAGUCCUGUCAAUGCAUAAUGUGAGGUUUGAAAGCGUCGACUGGGAAGCACGCCGAAUUCCGCUGCCAGAUGCAAGUGUGGAUAUCUGCCACAUGCGUGCACAGAGCUUAAAUUUCGAACAACGCCGAUGGUUAGACUUGCUGAGUGAGGCAUACCGUAUCCUCAAACCUGGUGGCGUUGUUCAAAUCACCGAUUUUCAUUACGCAAUGACAGGCACCGUCCUGAUAGAGUCGUUUAUUGACACGGUACGAAACAUCCUAAACACUGUGGACACGGAUAUCGAUAUUGCACUAAAGUUGGACAUGAUGCUAAGAGGGGCCGGGUUCCAAGUCAUCGAGUCAAAACGAACCAAGGUCAACUUUGCUUCGCAUGGUCAGCUUGGUGAAGACUUUAUGGCAGCCACGCUCAACGCUUUCGAAGAAGCUCAGGAACUGUUGGCACCCAAGAUGGGGCUGGAUGAGGAUGAAUAUCGACAACGCGUGGAAAUGAUAUGUGCACAAUGCGUUCAACAAGAUACACAUAUCAACUGGUAUGCAGUCGUUGGCCGGAAACCGAUCAGUAGUUAA
Molecule: messenger RNA, 1221 nt
Organism: Zychaea mexicana
Lineage: Eukaryota; Fungi; Mucoromycota; Mucoromycetes; Mucorales; Lichtheimiaceae
Product: S-adenosyl-L-methionine-dependent methyltransferase
Exons: 7
Coding region: 1-1221 (406 amino acids)
Molecular function (GO): methyltransferase activity
Source: RefSeq, a predicted model, not a curated record